UGCUAUCACUAUAAAUACCAGCCAUGCGAAUUCAGCUUCCUCCGUACAAUUAAGAACGCUCGAUUUCAUCAAAUUUCCUUCUGUAUUCGAAGAAAAAUGGCUACUUCAAUUCUUGGAUCUCCAGAUUACAUUAGAGGCCGGAUUCGCCACCAAAACCUAACCGUUGCCCCUCCUUUCAAGAAAUCUGACCCUAGUUUCUCCGAUUCUCACCGCCGCAGGUACCGGAACUUCAAUCACCGGAGUAGAUCCAAAUCUCGCUCCAUGGUGGCCAAGCUUCCUGCUAGAAAUCUGGCUAUCGGCGAUGUCAAGAUUUUGAGGCGCGGGGAAUCGUUAACGAAGAGUGAUAAUCGUAAUCCUAGAGUGGAGGUAGGACGAGAUGGAGAUCUGGUUUUGGGAUCCACGGAAAGGUUAAGAACUUGUCCGGAGACGAUUAAUAAAGUCGUGGAUGGGAUGUUUGUUGGAUCUGCAUUUGUAGUAUCGCCGCCGCCUAGUUCGCUGCCGGUCCCGGCUUUUUUGGGGAAGAACAGUAAUGGAGCAGCAACAGAUGAUCUUCGGCGAUUAUUACGACUAGAUUUGGUUUAAGUUAGCCUUCUGUUUUUCCAGUUCUUUGAUUGCUUGCAAUUGGACACUCAUGUCAUGUUCUUUCCUUUAUUUUUUCAAGGGGAAGGGGUUGAGUGCCAACAAAUGUUUGUGAUCUUUGUUUGUAGCAGUAUGAAUUAGGAGAUACAAAUUUGUCGUUUUUUACCCAAAUUUUAGGUAAUUGGGGUGCUUCUGUAUAUUCUUCGAGUCUCUAUGUCUUCGUUUGUGUCUCUGUUUGUAGUGCUUUUAUACCUUUAAUGCAAUAAAAUUAUCACAGUUCUUGUA
Molecule: messenger RNA, 864 nt
Organism: Jatropha curcas
Lineage: Eukaryota; Viridiplantae; Streptophyta; Magnoliopsida; Malpighiales; Euphorbiaceae
Source: RefSeq, a predicted model, not a curated record